This is a messenger RNA of Saprolegnia diclina VS20, 1286 nucleotides long. Its product is annotated as TKL/LISK protein kinase. The coding region runs from base 4 to 1236 and encodes 410 amino acids. The transcript has 3 exons. Gene Ontology annotation, biological process: protein phosphorylation. NCBI's taxonomy places the organism in Eukaryota, Oomycota, Saprolegniomycetes, Saprolegniales, Saprolegniaceae. Gene Ontology annotation, molecular function: protein tyrosine kinase activity; ATP binding. The record is from RefSeq and is a predicted model, not a curated record.
GCAAUGUGGGUACGUUGCGUGGCCCUUUUCAUCGCCGCUGUCUCUGCGGCGCUCAACGACACCAGUUCGACCAAUGCGACGGCGCCGCCCGCUACGAUCCGCGUUGUCGAGGACAUCACGGUGUCGCCCGCACCGUUCCUCGCACCGUCGCCGUCGCCGCGGAGUGUGCCUCAAGUCACGACGUUGGCAACUGCGCCGCCGGCCCAGGUCAGCCCCACAAUAGUCUUUGUCGGUGUCGGGAUCACGACGCUGCUUCUUGUCUCGGCCAUCGUGCUCUGGCAAGGCCGUCGGCGGCGCCAAGGUCGCCCAAAGCGGUCGCUCGAAAAGCCCGAGCUCGGCGGCACCAAGUCGCCAGUGGCGAUUCUCGCCGACAUCGAAGACGACUCGUACGAUCUGUACAUGGAGACGCUGCGCACGCGCGGCAGCCAAGGCGGCGACUCGCUCUUCAUGACGACACAAGAGAACAUCCAGCACGACCUGCAGGCGCUGUUGCCGUGGCGGAUCGAGGCGCUCGAGGUACUUCCGCGUGAAAAGGUCGAGCACAAGACCAGCUACGCGGCAACGUACCGGCGCGAGCUCGUCCAUGUCAAGCAGUGGCGCGGCGUCAAGGGCUACGAGUCGACCGUGUUUGUGGGCCAGCUCGUCUUGCGCAUCAAGUUGUCGUGCCAGCAGAUUGUCCACUUACGGGGUGUUGCGUGGUCCGACACGACCGCGUUCCAUGCGAUUUUCGAGCACAUGGACGGCGGCACCUUGCGGCAAUACCUCGAACGCACGCCGCAAACAGACGCCGCGUGGAGCCAAAAGCUCUUGUAUGCACUCGACGUCGCCCAAGCCCUCGACUAUUUACAUGCCAAGGACAUUACGCACCGGGACCUUCGGUCGGCCAACGUAUUUUUGAACCAAAUUGGCGACGCCAAAGUGUCCAACUUUGGCUGGCUCACGCCGCGUAUCGAGAUGGGCGGCCCGCGACAAGACGCGACUCCGUGGAAUGCCCCCGAAGUCGUGGCGGGCCAUCAGUACUCGGUCGCGGCCGAUAUUUAUUCGUUUGGAAUGCUGCUCUACGAGCUCGAGGUCCACACCAGCCUCCCGCCCUCGGCGUACGCGGUGCAAGCGCACUUUGCACCGACAAGUCCGCUCGUCAACGUCGGACCGCUCUGCCUCGCACUGAGCCCGGCCCAGCGCCCGACGAUCGAGUGUAUUUUAAAGGAGCUUCGCGCCCAGCUGCAGCGCUAUUAGACUAGACCUCUUCUACUACUAUUAUUUCAGUCAUUCUUUGUCCUUUGUCC